Molecule: messenger RNA, 4134 nt
Organism: Puccinia triticina
Lineage: Eukaryota; Fungi; Basidiomycota; Pucciniomycetes; Pucciniales; Pucciniaceae
Exons: 7
Coding region: 1-4134 (1377 amino acids)
Source: RefSeq, a predicted model, not a curated record
AUGUCGAAUUUACGCGCCAACUCGAAAUCCAGGCCUGAACUGGAUCAUUAUUCCAUUCGGUCUUCCCUCCCUCCGUCUGCCUGCUCGUCUUCUCCAACGAAUCCGAAGCGCCCAUUCGGAUUUCGACCAACACACGGACUAGCAACCUCAACAUCCUCCCUCUCCACUACCAAUCUCCGGAGCUUCUCCAAAACAACCUCGUUCUCGUCAACUGCCGCGAAGUUUAAGCCUUUUUCCAAGUACCGAUCUCGCAGGCCAUCGGACGACUCUCUGACAGAUCUUUCUCCUCCGACUCACUCUGACCUCGAUCAAAUUUCUCCGCAUUGGAAUGUUGCAUUAGAUCACCAGGCAAACUCACAGCCAUCCUCACCUUUGCGAAGCCAGCGGAACUCCGCAAUCUUUCUAGGCAAUUCCAAGCCUCCUUCAGUGUCGAACAAGCCCUCCAAAGAGAGUUCUUCCGCUGGCAACAUGAAUUUGUUCAAAAGCCACGGCAGUCAACCCUCCUUCUCCUCACGCUUACGUCUUUUGUCCAAAAACUCUUCGGAAAGGCAAACCCCGGAGAAAAGCAAACCUUCACUGAAAAGUCAGCUAGAGCCCUCCCCAAGCCGCUCUCUUAAGCCAGCUGUGCUCAAACCAUUCCAGAGCAAAGCGGGAAAACAGGAACUAGAGCCAAACAAUUCCACAGCCUUGGAAGAAUUCGAAGCUAUCCAGUCGCCACCAUGUGAUCUGCGCAUAGUGGCCAAUCCAAACUAUCCACCUAGGUCAUUUAGCAUUGCUGGUCGACCAGUAAUAGAUGACUCGUUUCAUGAGCUCAGUCGGUCAUCGUCUUCUCCCAAUCUCAACAAGCCAACCACUUUUUCGCAACGCCUAUCAGGAGAAUCGGUACGCAGCACCGCUUUACUCAACGUUACCGGAAGUCCCAAGAGGAAUCACGCCCCACCUCCGAUUAAAGUUCCGAAGCUGCGUGCGAGCACCAUUGCAAUUGCGAUUGGUAGCGAGGCAUCGCCGAUCGGGGUUUGCCCCAAGCCUAUCUCUCGGCAUAAUCACUCCAGGUCUGAGUGCGGUAACCACUUCGUUCGUCGUCUUGCGAGUCUCGAAUGGCAUGGCCAUGGCAAGAAGUCGCCCGCGCAGGAGCCACUUCCAGAUCGUAGUAAGCAGCCGGCACACGAAGUUCAACUUGAGCAGAAAAAUCACAAUCGCAUCGAGGAAAAUCUAAGCGUCGAUAUUUUCGAUGCGCUGGCUGCCUCGACUAGCCCUCGCAGUGGCGUGAUUUCCAUCUCCAACUCUUCCAAAGUUAUCAAAGAUAAAGCACCCGAUGUGAUGCCUUUGCAACCCGCUCCUCGUCGACUAUCCGGCUAUGCUCAUCACUCCAGCACUGACUCCAAAGGGCCAACGAUGCCCUUGUUGAUAUCCAAGCAUUCACGCUCUGUCGGCAACACCCAUUACACUGCCUCCCAGCACCGCGUUCGCUCGAGCAUGUGUUCGGAAAGUGCCACUCUCGACCUAACAGUCAUUCAAUCAUCCACUCGAAACGUCAGGCGCACCCGAUCGUCGAGCAAGAUCUCGUUCGCUACCAAUCACUCACGCUACCCGGAGACUCCUAAACAAUCUGCGAACAGCUUUCUACCAAAUUCAUCUUGGAGCCCCAUUCAUGAGUCAACAGAAAAGCAAGAGAUUUGUCCAGCCACUCACGGAACUUCGCCGGGCUCUAUUCCUUUUCCGACAGCUGAGUGGUCGAGCCAGCUAGACCCUUCGCCAAUUGAAGAGACAAUCGCCUCAUCUGGCGAUGAAAAUGAAACAUGUGGAAUUCACAUUCAGAACAGGGCUCAUCGUGAGUGUCAAGUUACACAGGGCUCGAGUCCCCCCGGCAAAAAUGAAGUUACAAUCUCUGGCAAGAACAGGCAAAUCCAGCGCGCCACAUCAUUCGACAUCCGCAAUUUCCCGUUGCAUCUCGACACUUCUCAGCGACCGGACGCUCUUCCUGUUAUCGCCAUACCUCAACCAAUUAUAAUCCCGCAAUUUGUGUGUGGUGGCCUCCCCGCCUUACCGGGCGCUGAGGAGAACAUCGAAAGCUACAGCAAAUCUUCCAUACCAGUAUCCAACGCUACCAUUCGCCCAUACGAGUCAAGUGACUUGAGCUCACUGAGGUCCAUCGUAUCAAAUGGAUCAUCCGCCGAAGCAUGGAGGGGUAUGAAUCGUAUCUUCACGCCAUCGAGCACUCCGCCAUCCAAUCACUCGAGUGAAUACGCUUUCAGAGCGAUCUCGCAGAAGGCGACUCCUCUCUUUCAAUCCGGAUUUGAUAGCACUUCUCGUAGUCUCAGCGUCGAUGACUUUUAUCUCAACAUCAACAGCAAUGCCCUUUUGGACUUAUCGAGAAGAGAGAUCAAGAAAGUACCUCGUCCACGCUCUAUGUCCGAUCGUGGACCCAGCCGGUAUGAGAUUCUGGCACAGUUACUGGAACACCGCAAAAACUCCAUUUAUAGUCAAAAAACUUCACCUUUCACUGCAGAACGCCUAUUGUCAAGUUGCACUCGAGCUGAAGCCCCUCAGUCUAGUCAGUGGCUCACGGCAUCAAUUGCACAAAAGAUUCGCGAAAGUACUCGGUCAGAGCUUGAGAAUCUCGUCACCGAAGCGCUCAAAAUUUUCCAUUCGGAUUCCCAUCGCUUUAUGGUCGGGGACAUCAAGGAACUCAUUCGGGAAGGAAGAAAAUCUGAGCAAAAGGCCGAGAAAUUGCGCCGGCAAUUCAUAGCUGAUUUGAACGCCAGAGAAAAGCUUCUUCAUCGGAAUGUAAUGACCUUACAGGCCUUAAAUGGUGACAAAGGUGCCCGGUUUGGAGAAUCUAUACUGAAAGUGGUCAUGAACACCGACCAGCUCACCUCCGAAUUACUUGGCUUGAUUGACCAUACUUCCAAGGUUGACCGGAUGUGUGAGGCUCAUUGGCGAGCCGCAGCCACCGUUCAAAUGAACAACCUGGCGAUGAAAGAGGCCCAGCUCGAAGCCGCACAGUCCCGCAUCGAGCAACUCGAAUCCGACCGUGCUCGUCAUGUCAAGCAGAUUUCAGAUUUACAAGCCAAAGUUGAUGCGAUACAUGAUCAAGCAAGGCCUAGCUCCAGAGCUACAGAUUCCGAUUCGGUUUGCUCUGGACCUCUUCUUAGUGUUCGCAAGAAUUCGAAAAACAGUCAGGAAUUAUCCCGAGAUGGAAUCGUGUCUGACUCACCCUCAUCAACACCGCGAAUGGGUCAUUUCCCGUAUCAUUGCCCUCAACAGCUUCCUCAUGCUAAUCUCGUUCAGAGCAGAGUGCGGUUCAACUCCACUCAUAGUUUCGGUUCGUCUCAUAGCUGGAACGCACCCUUUGAGAAUGGUUCCAACGAAGGAGGCUGUUCAGCUAUAUUGCCAGAACCAGUGUCACCCCGGACAGCGUUCCUAUCACCCUACGGUUUGGCUCAUAACCAAGCAGCUUCGCAUGAGCGUUCAGAGUCAUCCUCAUCCUCGUUACCAGGAAGCAGAAACGAAGGGGUUCCCAAGUCGCCGCGAAAAACUCACAAGCCGAGCUUCUCCAACGUAUCUUUGACGGCCCAUUCCAAUUCUGCCACCAAUUUUCAACGCUCGGAGAGUUUUAGCUCAAAGAAGGCCCAAGCCACAGCCGUGGUUCCUCGCAACAUCCUCGCCAACAGCAAUUCCAUCAAACAUAAAGGACACAUGAAUGGCAUUCAUCUCAAAUCUAAUCGGUCCAGCUCACUCAACGCGUCUGAUCUGAAAAUUGAGGUUGUCGAUUCGAAUAUGCAUGGUCCUCAGGAUCCCAAGCCCCGCUCUACUUCGAACACUUUCUUACCUUAUCUGAAGAGUGGCACACCACCUUCUAUCUUGGAAUCAUCUUCCAUCGAUGCCUCGAAUGAAUUCCAAUCUUCAAACACGGCUUCGCGAGGACCUUCGUCUUCCAGUUUGUCGCGCUUUCCACGACAAGCAGCCCCGGCUCCAAAGCUACCAUUACCAUAUGAAUCACAUUCGCGUCGACGCGGGCAAUGGUCCCCGACGAGCCCACCACAGGGUAACUUGAGCUCAAUCACUCUAUCCCAGUUGGGAUCAAUCGACAUCGCGAACCUAUUAACCAACAUCGAAUCUUCGAGUCAAUAA